CGUUGGGGCCGAAGCGGCUAGGCAAGAGCGCGGAGGGAGGGAGGCGCCGAAGGCGGAGGCCUUCUAAAUUCCUGUCAGGAACAUCUCUCUCAAGAUGGAGGCCGCCGGAGGCCUUCCUUGAGAGGAGAGCGCGAUAGAGAGAGACACAGAGAGGCCUUCCUUCCUUCUCGUUUCGCCCAUGGAGGACCCUCUGCUGUCGGCGGUGGCUGCCGUGGCGGCGGCGGCAGCGGCGGCGGCCCCGAUCAACCCCAACAACUUCCCGGCCAAAUUGUGGCGCCUGGUGAACAGCCCCCGGUUCCGCUCCAUCCGCUGGGACGCCCGGGGAGAAGGCCUCCUCAUCGACCAGCCCUUGUUCGAGGCCGAGCUCCUCGGGGCCGGAGCAGGAGGAGGAGGCGGGAGUAGCAACGGAGGAGGAACCUCCAACAACAACGGAGGAGGAGGAGGAGAUGGCGUGGCCUCCAUGGCUGCUGCUCCUCCUGCUCCUGCUCCUCCUGCGUCGGCCAUCUCCUCCUCCUCGCCUCCUCCUCCGCCUCCUCCUCCUUCUCAGGCCUCGCCAGAGUUGUUCAAAACCACCAACUUCACUAGUUUCAUCCGUCAGCUCAAUCUCUACGGCUUCAGGAAAGUGGUUUUAGGCCCUCCAGGUGGAGGAGGAGGAGGAGGAGGAGGAGGUACUCCUGGGAGUAGCACUGGCAGCCAUGUUUGUGGUGCUUCCUCAUCUUCCUCCUCCAACUCUGGUCCUGGUUCUGGUUCUGGCCCUUCCUCCCCAGGAGGACCCCUGCACCACUUCCACAGCCCCCACUUCCGCCGGGACCGGCCGGACCUCCUGGUCCACCUCAAGCGCCUGACCAGCGCCAACAAGGCCAAGCUGGCCGCCGGUUUGGAGGUCACCAGCCGGCCCCCCAACCGCUUCCAGCGCCUCCUCAGCACCUCACUACACCAUCAGCAACAACCCACAACGCCGAUGCAGCAACAACAUCAGCAGCAUCCCUCCUCUUCGCCGCAGUCGCCGCAAGCGCAGCCGCAACAACAACACCCCGGCGGGGAAGGCCUCUUGGUUCACCACCACCAGCACCACAACAACAGCCCUGUGGGGCAGGCCAAGGGCCACAAUGGCACCAAGCCUGCGCCACUGACUCUGGGACAGUUCCACCGGUCUUUCCGUCGAGACAGCCUCUCUCCGUAUUCCUACCUGUCGCCGUCGUCGCACAACCCAAACAGCUUCUCCCUGAAAGGCUCCGAUCGGACUCCUCUUCCUCCCAGAACGUGGCAGAACUCCCUUGGGAUGCUCCCCGGCCAAGUGGAGACCUCGGCUUUCUCCGACAAGGGGGUCCCGUUCUCGGUCCUCCAGAGGUUCCCCACCGAGGUGACCUACACCCUGCAGCCCAGCACCACAUCUGUGCACAUCCAGCAAGGGCCCCAGGCCAUGGCCACCUCCUCCCAGAAGUACACCAGCUACGCCGCUUCGGUGCCGUACUCCCAAGCUUACUACCCGACAGCCGUAUUGCAGUGUUGCUCUCCACCGGCCCACAUGGAUCCCCUGAGCGGCUGUGGGAGCCCUACACCUUCAACCUACACACACUGCAGUUAUUUCCAGACUCCACCAUUGCAGUCUACAUAUCCAGUUGAAUUUCUGUCUUCUAACUGGUCCUGCAACGCUUCCGAUGAGAACAAGAAGACGGAAGUCAACCUGGAGGCUGUCUUCCAGAUUGUCGAUGAGAUGCAUUCCUCCCCCAAGCUGGAAAUGGUCAAAGUGGAACCGGUGGAGAGCCAGGGUCCCACCUCGCAGCCAAACCGAGGGCAGCAGUUGCUGGUGAGCCCUGGGAGCAACAGCGAUGCGUCUUCUUCCACCCAAGCCAGCCACCUCGAGCCUCUGACCCCCGUGGGCUCCGACAUCACGUCCUUCGUGGUGGAAACGGAUCGUGCGAUCGCCUGCUCUCUGCCCCAGUCCCCAGAGUUUAUCUACACCAUCCACGCCGCUGAGCCUGUGGAGAAUUCGACCGCGCAAAUAGUGCAGCAGCCUGUGGCCACGGCACCACAGACGCAAGCAAAGCUGAAAGAACAGUUGAGCCACUCUUCCGCCCCAGCGGCCGUGGUGUUUGUCCAGGAGGAGCUUCCGUUCAGCCAGGUGCAGCAGGCUGAUCCCAAUAGCAAGUGCCAGACCGAUCCGUCGGAGACGGUUGUAACCUCCGAGCAAAUCGGAUUCCUCAUUUCGGAGGUGGCUCCUCUCGGCAAGUGCGCUAAAGACUCCGUUUCGUCCAUCCAAGCCAAAGCCAGAGAAAGACGGAGCAGCUCGCAGAAGGGCAAAUCCCCUGAUCUCCAUCUGCUAGUGGAUGUGGCUUGCAAGCAAGAGCAUUUUCCAAAGGAAGAAGAACUGAGGGAGUGAGGAGAGUUGGUGGAAAGCUGUGUGCAAACGCUGAGCCGCCUCCAGCUGGGCCAGAGCUGGGCACGUCUUGGGGGACGUUUCUCUUGUUAUUAGCAACACUUUCUCCUUCUCUUCUUAGUUUGGUUUUUGCAUGUAAAUAGGCCCGACUUGGUUUUUCCCUCUUUUCUUUCAGUAGUUUUAAAUUCUUUUAGAGACCAGUUUUGCCUUAUGUUACCAUUUAGUUGCCCAAAGUUUUUUAACAUGGGACCGCCUGGUCCCUUGAGACAAAGGAGAUUUUCACCACCUUGGGGAGAGGUCCCAAAUUCAGGAUGCUUCUUAGUUUGCAGAGACAUGUCCACACUUUGCCUGCAAUGACCCCAAACCAUUUCACAGGGGGGCUAUUUAAAGAAAGAAAGAUGAGUUUUAACAGCCACAAAACCAAUUGCCAUCCCAAGAUCUCACAAAUGGACCAUUUGUGGCUUUUCGGUGGCAGAUAUCGUCCCACCUUUGAGAGCUGCUGCUGGGUCCUUUAAAUGAAUGGUGUCUUCUCAUAUUUUAAUGCUUUCCUCCUUCUAGAGGCACUUUAAAGUUAAGGCAUCUGUUGUUUUAUUUAAGCUGAAACGUGACUUUGAAAGCUCUUUUUAACUCGUUCAACGUAAAUAUAUUUAUUGACGAUAGAUUUUUAAAAGGCAUGUCUUCCUGCUAAUAUAUUUAUAAGUAUAGAUAUAUAUAUAUAUAUUUAAAUUGCACUAGAAUACAUGCGGAUGGACGAUGAAGCAUGGUGCCAACGUGCUUCAGGCUCAUCCGCUCAUCUUUUUAGAGUCAGAUUAUUUAUUACCUGUGUGAAAAAUAUGUAAAGGAGAUGCUUGGGAAAAAAGAAACCCAGUGAGAAGAGUAGUAGCUUAUCUCCAGAUAACACCUCGGUGACAUCCCUUGUCUCCCAGUCGACCUAUGAAUGGUAGGAUGAGACCAAAGUCCCAAAGGCAAGCUCUAUCAAAGCCUUGUAGCCAAAGGAGAUUUCAGGACGCUCCUGUGCCUGACUCAGAACAGGUUAGUGGAACGUUUUUGACCCCAGACUAAUGCUGAUACCAAUGUUGUGGGUAGAGUUUCUUCUUUGCUCCACCUGCUCAGGACUACAGGGAGAUAUAUGUACCAGUCCUUUCUGGAAGAUCGACAGCAUAAAAGCUUCCUUGCUAAGGCUCAGUUAAACUGGGAAAUGGUAGCUUUUACAGCCUUUCCGCCUGUCUUUCCACUAACCGAACAAGAGGCCUGGAGCUGGAUCUCCUGCCAUAUUCCUAGGCUUGGUUAUCUUACUCUUGAGCAUCUGUAAGAGAAAGGAUGUCCACACUGUCUAAAGAAAUCUGUACAGUCUUGUGUGAAGCUAAUAAAACUCUCAGGUCUCUCUCUCUCUCCAAAACAGCCUUAUUGAUAUGUAGUUUCGGCCCAAAUGUGUUUGGUCAGUAAACAAUAAAUGGACUAGUCCAAAUAAGCUUACUCUUUUGGCUAGUUUGUUGGGAGAAGCGAUCAAAUAAAUGGGUUUG
Sceloporus undulatus (fence lizard) is the source of this 3903-nucleotide messenger RNA. It is a transcript of the gene HSF5, whose product is annotated as heat shock transcription factor 5. Gene Ontology annotation, molecular function: DNA-binding transcription factor activity; sequence-specific DNA binding. The record is from RefSeq and is a predicted model, not a curated record. Bases 179 to 2383 code for a protein of 734 amino acids. The transcript is spliced from 6 exons. Gene Ontology annotation, biological process: regulation of DNA-templated transcription. Lineage: Eukaryota; Metazoa; Chordata; Lepidosauria; Squamata; Phrynosomatidae.